AUGUCUGGCAAGGGUAAAGCUACUGGUGGUCGCGGCAAGAAGGGCAAGUCCUCGUCCCGCUCCUCGAAGGCCGGCCUUCAAUUCCCCGUCGGUCGUGUCGCCCGUUUCUUGAAGAAGGGCCGCUUCUCUCAACGUAUCGGUGGCGGCGCCCCCGUGUACCUCGCCGCCGUGUUGGAAUAUCUGUGCGCCGAAAUCUUGGAACUUGCCGGUAACGCCGCUCGCGACAACAAGAAGUCCCGCAUCAUCCCCCGCCACAUCCAAUUGGCCGUCCGCAACGACGAAGAAUUGAACAAGUUGUUGGGCGAUGUGACCAUCGCGUCGGGCGGUGUGUUGCCCAACAUCCACAACAUCUUGUUGCCCAAGAAGUCCGCUUCGGAAGGCAAGGCUACCAAGGCCGACAAGAAGUCUGCUUAAGUGUGCACUCUUCCCCCUGUCGUGUCAAUCGACCGGCAUACAUUCCCUGGCUUUUUUCAAAGCCACCCUCAUCUCGAGAAAUGCGUCCACUCACUUCCUUCUUUG
Messenger RNA from Aphanomyces astaci, 519 nucleotides. RefSeq lists its product as hypothetical. Lineage: Eukaryota; Oomycota; Saprolegniomycetes; Saprolegniales; Verrucalvaceae. Gene Ontology annotation, cellular component: nucleosome. Bases 1 to 414 code for a protein of 137 amino acids. The record is from RefSeq and is a predicted model, not a curated record. The transcript has a single exon. Gene Ontology annotation, molecular function: structural constituent of chromatin; protein heterodimerization activity; DNA binding.